CAUCACCAUUAAGGAUAUGAAGCCAGAACUUGGUCCAAAAGUUGAACGAAACGAAUGGGGAGAUUUAAUUAAACAUUAUUGGAUUAUUUUGCUGGUUGUUUUGAUUGUGGGUUUGCUGGUCAUAUCGAUGCCAAUUAUUGGAUUAUGCUUUUGCUGCUGCCGUUGUGCUGGUGCUUGCGGUGGACGUUCGGAGCCGUUUGAUAAAAAACAUGAUACUUGUCGACGUGUAUUUCUCGGUUUCCUGCUCAUACUGUUAGCCACAGGCAUUGUUUUUGGAGUUAUUAUUGCAUUCGCUACCAAUAGCUACAUGCAAAUGGGCGUUGACAGCGGCACUGAUGCGGUACGAGCUGGUAGUGCUGAUACACAAAAAUUCCUUGGUGUCACCUCAGAACAAAUUGAUCAUAUCUUGGUUACUAACUAUAAACAACUCUCGGAUCAACUCGAAAACAUUUUAAGGGAAACAUCUUCAUUUAUUAUAACACAGUUAGAACGAAAGUCUAUGGCGGUCUCGUUGCAAUAUCUGACAGAUUUUCUAGCGAAGUUACCAGAACUACGAGAUAAGCUGCAGCAUAUGAAGACAAUAACAAAUGAACUGCGUGUUUAUGCCUCUCAACUGAGUGACGGUUUACGCGGUGUUAAACGUGACUUGCUUCUUAUGCUCACUAAAUGUAAUCAAGAAGCCUGCCAGGAAGUUUUAACAAAAUACGAAAUUGGCAAAUUGGAUGCAAAUGGCAUACAUUAUGAUCAGAUGGUAGACAGAUACUUUCCAAAGUUACCUGAUGUUACCGAAAUAAUUGAAAAUUUGGAACAAUUAAUAAAUGACAACAUUGCCGCUGCAGGCAAUCGCGGACGAACUGCUCUGGACAACAUGCGUAAGCAUUUGAAUGAAACAAUCGCUAAACACACACCACAAAUUAUACAGGCAAUUAACAAAGCUGGUCAAAGCUUCCAGAAGGCUUCUAAUGAUAUUAAAACUGAAUUGAAAAAGAUUUCUAAUUUAAUUGGUACUAAAACUGACAAAUACACUGGAGUUGCAGAUGACUAUCUUAAUGAAUAUGGACCAUAUCGGUUCUAUAUUGGCAUAGGAGUUUGCACAGUUUUGUUGUUGAUACUUAUUUGUUUAGUAAUGGCGUUACUAUGUGGUAUUUGUGGUAAACGGCCUGACGGUUAUGGUGAUGAUUGUUGCAAUAAAGGCUCCGGAUCACGCUUCCUCAUGAUCGCUGUGGCAUUAAUUUUCUUGACAUUAUCUGCUAUUGCUUUGGUUUGUCUAGUACAUUUUAUUUUAGGUUUAGUUGCAUAUCGAGGAGUGUGUGUACCAUUGAAGGAUCCACAAAACGAUGAAAUUUUUGCACUAUUGGAUAAUUCAAUUGAUUUGAAUAAUGUACUAUAUCCUUCACAAGGCAAUGGCAAGGCUGCUUCAGGAACUUUACCACCAUUCCGUAUAUCGCAUGCUAUAACAUCCUGUAAGGCGAAUAAUACCGUUUUUGAGGUUUUGCGUAUACAAAAUCGUAUAGAUAUUCAAGAAAUAAAUGAAUAUCCUGCACAAUAUAAAAUUAAUCAAACUCUUGAUAAUCUCGUAAAUGGCAUUGAUUUUGAUAAUGAGAAUAUAGAAAUACUUAGUGAUGCGGAUAAAGAACGUAUUCUUCAAAUGGGCAACUCGGCGAUCAAAUACUUCGAUUCAGGCCAAUUUAUUGAUAACCUAAACGAUACCAUAACUAAACAUUCCCUUACCGAGAUUUCUGAAAAAUUGCGACAAACUGCAUCACGUAUCACUAGUAGUGAAAUGAAAGAUGUACAAGUGAGUCUGCGCAAUCAAGCAUUACAUCUUGAGACAUAUGAGCAAAAUCUUGUUAUACCCAUGAAAAACCAGUCAUCCCAGUUAAUUAAUUUAGCACGUGAUUUAGAUAAAAUAUUACGUUAUAAGGAGCAUUCAUUCCAAGAAUCAAUACCAUUAUUAGUAAAUGAAAUUGAUCGUGCACAAAUAUUUAUUGCAAAGGAUGGCAGACAGUUUGUUAAGGAAACUGCUGAGAGUUUAGUUAAUUAUUUCUCUAGUGAAAUUGUACGCUUCUUAGGCAUGGUUGUGGAUUCUGUAGAAAAUAAGAUUGGAUUGUGUGAACCAUUAGCUCGAGUAUAUGAUGCGGGCGUUGUUGCUGCUUGCAAUCGUAUUGUAGAUCCAUGGAAUGGUUUCUGGGCUGGUGUUAUAGUAUGUGUUGUGCUUUUCUUGCCAACCCUUAUUUUUGGAAAGGACACAACAUGA
Teleopsis dalmanni is the source of this 2257-nucleotide messenger RNA. Its product is annotated as prominin-like protein. The transcript has 13 exons. NCBI's taxonomy places the organism in Eukaryota, Metazoa, Arthropoda, Insecta, Diptera, Diopsidae. The record is from RefSeq and is a predicted model, not a curated record. Gene Ontology annotation, cellular component: membrane. Bases 17 to 2257 code for a protein of 746 amino acids.